UCCCGUUGCUCUCUUCUGAUUUCAGCGGGGGUAAAACUUGUCGACAUUUUGGCACUGAUCUUCACCGGUUGCUCAAGUGCCGGACAUGGGGAGGGCGUCUUGUUGUGAAAAAGUUGGGCUGAAAAGGGGGAGAUGGGAUGCGGAAGAGGAUAACAUUUUGACCAAGUAUAUUCAAGCUCAUGGUGAAGGCUCCUGGAGAUCAUUGCCCAAGAAUGCAGGAUUACUAAGGUGUGGGAAGAGUUGCAGACUAAGGUGGCUUAAUUAUUUGCGAGCUGAUUUGAAAAGGGGGAACUUUACUGUCGAAGAGGAAGAAACCAUCGUCAAAUUGCAUGAAUCGUUGGGAAAUAGGUGGUCUUUAAUCGCCAGCCACUUGAAUGGAAGAACAGACAACGAGAUAAAGAACUACUGGAACUCUCAUUUAAGUAGAAAAAUCUACAGGUUUAGAAGGUUUCUUACUCAAAACUUGCCCCUGAUUAUGAACGUCAAGCCAAGGGCAAUGGGAAAAAACGAAAGCCAAAGUACAAAGACAAACGACGGCAGUUCUUCGAAUAUACCUAUUGAUGAAGCCGUGUCAUUUUCACCCACGCCACCUUUGGAAAAAGAAACUUUUAUCACUGCGUAUGGAGAAAUGUUGGGAUCCAUAAUUCAUCAUCCAUUUGAAAGCAUGGAAAGCUGUGGGUUGCUGCGUUUUGAUGAUAUUAAAGAUGAUGAAUCGCUACAAACCAAUGGGGAUAACAGGGUCAUUGUCGGUGCUGAUCAGAGAGAUCAGAGUCCAAUUGAAAUAGCAGGCAAUACUGAGGAAGUAGAGAGUGGGGACUAUUAUGCAGAUUUUGGGGACUUGAUCGAUUCCCGUUUCUCCACAAAUUCAUGCUUCAUCGAUGAUUAUGAGCUUGGUAAUCUGGCUGGAUUGGGACUGGGAGCGUGUGGUUCAAUGGAAUGAGUUCUGUGAUGAAGGUUCCAUGUUUGCUUGGCAUUUAUUCUCCUAAUGCUCUGCUGUUGUUUGUUCACUUAGAUGUUAACAGACAUCCUAGAAACAAACCUGUGUCCGUGGUUUUUGUUCUUUCUCUGUUUCCAGUCUCUUCUUGUUUUGUUA
Molecule: messenger RNA, 1093 nt
Organism: Hibiscus syriacus
Lineage: Eukaryota; Viridiplantae; Streptophyta; Magnoliopsida; Malvales; Malvaceae
Product: myb-related protein 308-like
Exons: 3
Coding region: 86-940 (284 amino acids)
Source: RefSeq, a predicted model, not a curated record